AUGUUUUUUGAUUGUAAUUUUCAGGCUUCUGAUGAAAACUCCUUGAGAGCCUUAGAGGCUCUGAUGACAGAGUUUUUUGAUGGAAGAACCAGCAAUGAAAGAAAGAGAGAAAUCGAGGCUGUGCUGAAUAAUUUUGGUCAAACUAAAGAAUCAUGGAGACAUUGUUUAUAUUUUAUGGCUAAUACACAGAAUGAGUAUGUUAUGAUGUUUUGUUUGAGCCUUCUAGAGAAUGUGGUAAAUCGUCAAUGGUUGGGUAUAUCAGUUAAUGAUAAACUGGAACUGAGAAAUACAGUUAACCAGUAUUUAUUAGAGAAACAUACCAUAGUACCAUCUUAUAUUCGUAAUAAAUUAAUUAAACUAGUAGUAGAUAUAGGUCGAAUUGAUUGGCCUCAUUUUUAUCCUGAUUUUUUCCCCAGUAUACUACAGUUAGUACAACAGUCAGACACAGUUAGUCUAGGUGUCAUGAUUUUACAAACAGCAUCAGAAGAACUAGCCUCACCUAGAGAAGAUUUAAGUAUGGCAAGGAAAGAAGAGUUAAAUAAGUUAUUAUUAUUACAAGUUCCCACUGUAUUAGGUCUUCUUAAUAAUAUAUUAGAAUCAGUAUUAGAGAAACAUCAUCAUUUAGUAGCAGCUACUCCACCCCCCUCACCUACACAUGGUGAAAGUGAAUCCCAUAGAAAAUCAGCCAUUUUUAUGUUCAAGACCUCAGGUAGAGGUGUGCAACUAGAAGCCUUACCACCAUUAGAUGAAAAUGCCAAACAAUUAUGUUCUUUGUGUUUAAACUGUUUAGCCCAUUUCUUUAGUUGGAUACCUCUAUCAUCUACUAUAACACCUCAAUUACUCAGCACCAUCUUUCAUUUUGCUGGAUUUGGAUGUGAAGUGAGAAAUGUACGUGCCUCAAGUCCCAGCUCUUCCGCAAGUGUCAAUGCCCAAUAUUUAGGCGUGUUGGCUAUGAACUGCAUCAACGAACUCUUGGCCAAAAAUUGUGUGCCUCAAGAAUUUGAAGAUUUUUUAGUACAAAUGUUUCAGCAGACAUUUUCCCUGCUACAAAAGUUAACUAAAGAAAGUAGUAGUACAUCUAGUGGUAAUCGUCUAGAAGAAUCUGAUGAAAGUUAUGUUGAGAAGUUUACAGAUUUUUUACAGUUGUUUGUUAGUGUACAUUUAAGAAGAUUUGAAAAUAAUGCCAAGUUUCCUAUACUCGAAUUUUUAGCUCUUUUAUUUAAAUAUACCUUUAGACAGCCGAGUCAUGAAGGUUAUUAUCAUUGUUUAGAGAUAUGGAAUACAUUUCUAGAUUAUUUAUUAACUAAACUAGGAGAAAGGUCAUCUGUUACUGAUUCUGUUAUUGGCAGAUAUAAAGAAGCCUUAACAUCAUUAGUAUCACAUAUACUCCAGAAAUUACAGUUCAGAUAUAAUCAAUCACAGUUAGAAGAAUUAGAUGAUGAAUCAUUAGAUGAUAAUAAUGAAACAGAAUGGCAAAAUUUCUUAAGGCAAUCAUUAGAAGUUGUAGCUAAAGUGUCAGAGCUAUUACCAGCUGAAACAUUUCAACUAAUUUGGGAACCAUUCAGUGAGGCAGUGAAUAUUUAUGCUGAACUGGGACAGUUUGUAACCAAUGGUAACCAAGGGAGACGAUUAACUAUUACUGGUGAAAAUGAAUGCAGAAGACUUCACUGUACAUUGAGAGAUUUGUCGUCCUUAUUUCAAGCCGCAGGCAGAUUAGCUGAACAUUUUAUAGGAGAGAAAUUUUCUGAAAGAUGUUCUAUUUCUCAAGGCUUAGUGGAGAGAUUAGUAUCCUGUGCAUCUAUUGGUAGUACUAAUAAAUUAUUUGAAGUAGAGUCUACAGCUCAAACUGUUCUCCAGCCUGAUUUUAUACAAGUACAUGCUCAAGCACUAGCUGCCACUAAAGCCUAUUCUCAUUGGUUGGUACAGUUUUACGCCCAGACUCAGAAACCUAAUGAAACAAACCAGCCAUUCUAUAAUGUUAUUAAUACUAUCUUAUCAUCUGUAGCUCCUAUGAUUAAUAAACAAAUCCCAGAGAAAGUAGUUCAUUCAGCAUCUCAUUUAUUAUUAUCAAUAACAACUACAGUUCGACCAUGUUUCUUAUUAGAAAUACCUAGUAUGAUGACAUUAUAUACAGCCUCUAGUCAGGGUAGUUAUAUACAUUUAUCACAAAAUGUCCAGCAUUUAGUCUAUAGAUCACUGUCACAUUAUUUAUUAUUACCAUGGUUAAAUAUAGCUGAAUCAGAACAAGAUUGGGAGAAACGAGCUGCCUUACAUCAAAACUUUGUAAAUCAAUUAUCAGCUGAUUAUUUACAACUGAAAGAUACCAGACUAUUAGCUGAAAAUAAAACAUUGUAUAAUAAAGCAAUAAGAGUGAUACAAGAGACAUUACGUAUGUUAGAAGAUUGGAUAGAAUCUAUAGCUGGUGAAGUUGUCAAGAGUAAAAAGAUCUGUUUUCAAUCAUUACAAGUUAUAACACAUGUUACUUUAGGUAUAUUUCCUGUCUAUAUACAACAAACAGAUGUAAUAGAGAGUAUUAUGAGUUUUUUCCUAGCGUUAUUUCAAGGUUUACGUGUUCAGAUGGGAGUCAGUUUUACACAACAAGCUAUUCAAACAUUUAUGAAUCUAUUUACUAAAGAACAUUUAGCACAGACAAUUCAUGAAGAAAGUUCUUCAGCAUUUAGAGUGAUAGAAAAAUUUUUAAAGAUAUUAGUAUUGAUAGUACAAGAACCUGGAUCACAGUUUAAAUCCUUUCUACCACAGAUUAUUACUAUUAGUAUGGAUCAAAUUUACCCUUUAGUAGCUCCAAGGCCAUCACCAGAUAUGAAGUGUGUAUUAUAUACAUUAUUAUUUGAAAUAAUAAAUAACAACUGGAGAUAUUUUUUUAAAUCUGGAGUGUUAUCAACUAUACAGAAACCUUCUGAAGAUAUAGAAAAUGGGCCUCAAUUUAUAGCUAUCAUGCAGGCAUAUGGUCAAUCCUUUCUACAACCAGAUAUUACAAUCUUUAAACAGAAUUUAGAAUCUUUAGAACUACUCAAUACUAAAUGGAAACUAUAUAAUAAGGCAAUUUUUAAAGAGAUGAUGUUAUUCCAGUUUUUAAAUGUAUUAUUACAAACAUUAGUUGUGAAAUCUCAUGAUUUAUUACAAGAAGAAAUUGUAAUAACAGUCUAUAAUAUGGCUAGUGUAGAUUUUGAAGGAUUUUAUACUGGGUUUUUACCACAGUUUCUAAAUAGUUGUGAUGGACUGGAUGUGAAUCAAAAAACUCUCUUAAGCCAAAAUUUCAAGAUAGAUAAGGAUUUACCAACAUUUACUCAGAAUGUACAUAGAUUAAUGAAUGAUGUUAGAUAUUAUAGACAAGUUAACAAUUACUUACCAGCUGGUUCCAUUACAUUUUAA
Molecule: messenger RNA, 3393 nt
Organism: Lottia gigantea (owl limpet)
Lineage: Eukaryota; Metazoa; Mollusca; Gastropoda; Lottiidae
Exons: 23
Coding region: 1-3393 (1130 amino acids)
Biological process (GO): protein export from nucleus
Molecular function (GO): small GTPase binding; nuclear export signal receptor activity
Source: RefSeq, a predicted model, not a curated record